Molecule: messenger RNA, 3329 nt
Organism: Lagopus muta (rock ptarmigan)
Lineage: Eukaryota; Metazoa; Chordata; Aves; Galliformes; Phasianidae
Exons: 2
Coding region: 67-1614 (515 amino acids)
Source: RefSeq, a predicted model, not a curated record
CACUUGAGCUUUUGAAUACCUGCACCUCCUCCUCCCUUAGUGUAGGUCUCUCAUUGUAUUGAAAAAAUGAGCGACAGCAUUGCCACCAUGAAAAGUGAAGAUGUAUUAUUUGAUCUUUUAGAAAAACAUGGUGCUCGACCCUCUUUAUCAGGUAUGGAUUGGGCACGACAGAACUGGUAUAACUUGCAGAGUGUUUCGGACCGUAUUAGUGUUCUGCAAAACAAUGCUCGUACCCGAGCUGGAAAAGGAAAGUCGUUUAUUUGUGCCGUACUCGGGGCUACUUUAAAAGCAGCCGUGGAGUUCCGAGAUGAAAAGCAUUCGGCAGAACUCCAAACCAUACAAGCACUGCAGGAAUCGGUUAGAGUUACACAAGAAUUGGUAAAAACUCUGCAGAAUCAAAUAGGGAACCUUGAGGAACAAUUAGAAAGAGAGAAAUGUAAUUCGGCUUUGUUGCAAAUGGCUUUUAAGGAACUGCUAACGUGUAAGCAUGCCAGCCAUACCGUCACCCAUAGUUUGCCUCGAGAAAAAACUUUUCCUCAAGUGGAACUACCAGGAAUGAAGGAAAGGCUAGAUAAAUUAGAAACUCCAAUAGCCCCAUUGCGUCCUUUGAUAAAAACUGAAUACACAUUCGAUAACAGUGAGGAUCUAGAUCCUCAAAUGAAUGUUAAAGAAAUUCCCUUCUCAGCCACUGAACUAGCAAAAAUAAAAAAGGAUUUUAGCCGCUCUCCAAAGGAAUCAGAGACAGAAUAUGUAUGGAGGGUUAGCCUCACUGGUGGAGACCAGAUUCUGUUAACAGAAAAGGAAGCAGAAGGUUAUUGGGGACCAGGAGUAUUUUUAACUACUGGCAACAGUCGUGCUCCCUGGUCAUUAACACAAAGGGCUGCCUAUUGGGCAGGUGGUCUCAACCCUUUAGAACGGGGAGACCCUCUUGCCAUUACUGGAACAACUGAUCAGUUAGUAGAGAGUGUUCAAAAGGCUGCUUGUCUCCAAAUGAUGUAUGAUAGAAAGCUGCAGCCACACCAUGAAUCACCUAUGAUGAUGCCUGUUGAUCCUGAGAGAAUGACUGCUUUAAUUAAGGGGCUUCCAGAGUCGUUAAAACCUAUAGGUAUACAACUGCAAGGAAAAAUACAGGCAAUGCCUCAGGGAGAGAGAACCCAGCCAGUGUUAAAAGGAACUAUAACCCCCAACCAUCUGCAGUCAGGAAACAAAGUGUGGACGUGGGGAGAAGUUGCCCAAGAGUUAAUUAACUAUGGAAGGAAAUAUGGGCCAGUGGUUUCUUCCUCCACUAAAUUUGAGCCAAGUGAAGUAAGACUUGCAGCAGUCAGCCUUGCCCCCAGGCCUCCUAGCCCAAAGCUCAGUGGGACUGGAAGGGUCUCACUGUCAGUAAAAAUAGGUAGGCGAAAUAUUGAUCAUAAACGUAAUUGUCUCUGGACACUGGGCUGGCAAAAGGGUGUUCCACGAGAUUUGAUGAAUGGAUUACCCACUGUCAGGUUGGAGAAAUUAGUUAACUGGUGGCCAGAACAAAAGCUCCAGAAUCUCGAGGAAAGCAAAACCCCAGGUCCUAGGGUCUCUCCCAGGGAACCUGAACGGCUAUCCAAGCCAUUAGAAAACUGACGUCUUCGCCCCUCCCAAGUGAGCGGGGUGGGGGCGGUGAAGGGUGGAUGCAUGAGAAAGCUCACAACAAAGGGAAACAAGAUCGUCGAUUUAAACCUUUUGCUAAAAGUCUCACCACUCUUGCCAGUUAUCCCUGUGAGUCACGAUCCAGUGGCUGAUAAGCCAGGGAAACACUGUUACCUCCCUGGCCAGACUGUGUCGAUUGACUCAGCUAACCUGAGGCCAGUUCCCCUAACCUUAACAAGAUCCCUUAACAAAUAUCUUUGGAAGGCUAAAGACACCCCGAAAAAGGAAUAUGAAAUCAACACUUGCUGGAUUGUUCCCUCAUUUUUUAACCAUAUUAACAAGGCCCAAAAAGGGCAAGUCGGUGUCUUGUUUUAUUUCACAGAAGAUCCCCGUGGGACCUUGACAGAACACAAAAAGGCUAAUAGCUGAUUUUAACUAUUUGUGUUUUGUGACAGAAAUACUGAAGAUUUGAUCAUGCUAGAACACUGAAUGUACCUCUUGAUUACAUUUUUUGGUUGCAAUAGUGUUAUGUUUUGUGUUAUGGGUGUGGGUGGUGAUUGGUAUCAGUCCUUGGAUCUGUUAAACUUCACAACUGAGUUCAGGGGUUUUUUACAGGUCAUCCUGGCUUGCUGGUACUCCCUGCACAGUGAUGCCAUUUCUUUUGACCCCUUCUUUCACCCCUUUUUACCAAACUGAUUAUGAUUUGCAUGUAACUCCUCCACAGUGUUUCCAAAUUCCUAACAAACUGGGAAAUGAAUCAAGGGACCCAUCUAAUAUCUGUUAGAUGUGGUCACAAAAGAAAUCUAUCAUAAAGCCUUUUGCACUGAUGCUUUUCAGUGUCACACCAGUCCAGGAGUUCCAUCCAAAACAUUGUUGGAUGUUGUUGGAACAUGGUUUCCAACAUGGUUGUUGGAAAGUGCCUAAGUUUUAAAAGAGAAGUGUAUGUUUCUGGGAUUACCCCUCUUUGAUGGUUUGUACUGUGGAGGUAUCCUGCACACACUAUCCUGUGAAAAGUUCUGUGGACUGUAACAAUACUUGAACUUGCCAAACUAAUAUUUAUAUCUCUCAGCAUUUGAAUUGCUUUGGAAAUGCUCAAGUGUAAAGUUCUUGAGACACUAAAUUAUCUUAGAAAACAUUCCAUGGCAAGUCCACAUGUUGUCAAAUUAGACUAGAUAUGCUUUUAGUAAAUUAACUGAAGUGUAAUAUUGUGGAGCUAUUCAUAAACACCACAACCUCUACUGAAGAAUUCCCAUCUGGAUCCUGGCUUACACUGGGAGUUCCUGGGUGGGGAAAGCAGCUGACACAAAUACCUAAGUUUGUUUUACCUAUUUAUUUAUUAUUAUUGGUUAUUGUUAAAUGUAUGGUUGUCUCUUUUCACUUUCUACAUUUUAUUCAACAUGUAACAUUUGUGCCACCACUCCUGAGGUGUCACCGAGUGGUGUCUGUGGAAAACUGAAUGAUUCUAAUUGUUGUCUAAAAACUGAUGAUAAUGGUGAAGUUGUUAAACAAAUUGCCCAGGGUAUACGGAAGAUAGCCCAUGUUCCUGUCCAAACCUGGAAGGGCCUAGACGUUGAUUUCUUUUCCUGGCUUCCAGGUGGCCCAUGGGUCAAACGUAUCCUAUUUUCUCUACUGUGUGUUGUUGCAACUCUUAUGUUUGCACCAUGUUUGACUCCAUGUUUUAUUCAACUUAUACAACAUGUUGUAUCCUC